CUGGCGACGCGGGGCGUCCCUAACGACCGGCCGGCCGCGCGGGACCUGCGGGAAGGCGAGCGCCCCUGCACUGGGAGAGGGUGAGGCGACUCGGCGAGAGAGGACACUCAACCCCGGGCUCCCCAGGCCUGGACUCGCCCUGCCUCCACUGCCGCCCGCGGGGCGUGGAAGCCCCUCCAGCGCCCUCGGCCCACCGGCCAGAAGCCCGUAGGGGGCCACGUCCUGGGCGCCCACGUUUCUUGCGGCGGGGAAGGGCCGGUCUGUACCUCCAGGAGGCCCCCCACCCACCCAUCUGAAGAGGGACCCGUGCCUCCUCCCCUGCCACCGUCGCUGUCUGCGAACUGGCCCAGAGGCUUAGGGGCUGCGAAUAAAGGGAGGGGGACGGUAAGAGGUAGGAAGGGGAAGGUCGUGGAGGAGAGCAGUCCUAGGUCCAGGGUCCCAGUCUGCACAGACAGGCUGACCCCCAUCCCCAGCUCCUCCGGCUGCAAUUCCUCCUGCGGGUCCGGAAGCUCCGCACCUCCCUCCUUCCCUCCCACGGCGUGCUGGUUUCCCUUGGUAACCAAGGAGCAGGAGGGCCUCCUCACCCCAGGCAGCUUGGCGGACGCACUCACUGGCCUUUGGAGCUGAGCUUCCCUGCUGGAGUGUCUGAGCCAAGGCUUCCAGGGAAGAUAGUGCCACCUACCACCAUCCUCAGCUGCGGACUGGUGAUGCCCAGGCCAGACUGAAGCCACCCUGUGAAGUUCCCACUAGCAUCAAGGACCUGCCAGUCUGAGAAACUGUCUGUCACAAGGCCAUCACCAAGUGGCCACCUGCCCCUAUUUUGCCAGUCCCCAGCAUGCAGGAAACCGUAACACCACCAUCAUUGUCGGUCCCCAGCCGCUCCUCCACCUCCACCCAGGACCGGUCCUCCACUGCAGGCCAAGCUUCGAGCACAGCCCAGCAGCCCUCAAAGCCCACAGUCAAUCCAACCCCCGUGAAGUCCAAGGGCCCGAAUUCUGGGGCCAAUGUACGUCGGAUGCGCAGGAUCAUCGCUGAGGAUGCGGAGUGGUCCCUGGCCAUUGUGCCCCUCCUCAGAGAGCUCUGCAUUCAGCACAUCGUCAAGAACUUCCAGAACAACCCUAUCCUGAAGCAGCUGCUCCCAGAGCACCAGCAGAAGGUCCUGAACCACCUGUCCCCUGACCUGCCGCUGGCUGUGACCGCCAACCUGAUCAAUGAUGAGAGCUACUGGCGCCGCUGCUGCAUGCAGCGCUGGCCUGUGUGCUACGUGGCCAAGCAUGGCGGCAGCUGGAAGCGCAUGUUCUUUGAGCGGCACCUGGAGAACCUGCUAAAGCACUUCAUCCCAAACACCACGGACCCCGCGGUGAUCCUCGACCUGCUGCCGCUCUGCAGGAAGUAUGUGCGCAGGAUCCAAGUGGAUCAGUUCCUUCCGCCCGUGCAGCUGCCACCGCCACCGUGGAGUGGGGAACAGUCUGACUCGGGCAGCGAGGGAGAGAUGGAGGAGCCCGCCAUGGACCACUACCAACUGGGUGACCUGGUGGCUGGCCUGAGCCAUCUGGAGGAGCUGGACCUGGUGUACGGUGUCAAGGACUGUGGCAUGAACUUCGAGUGGAACCUCUUCCUCUUCACCUACCGGGACUGCCACUCCCUGGCGGCCACCAUCAAGGCAUGCCACACUCUCAAGAUCUUCAGGCUGACCCGAAGCAAGGUGGAUGAUGACAAGGCGCGCAUCCUAAUUCACAGCCUCCUGGACCAUCCAACCUUAGAGGAGCUGGACCUGUCACACAACCUCAUUGGGGACCGUGGUGGGCGUGCUGCCGCCAAGCUGCUGAGCCACAGCCGCCUGCGUGUGCUCAACCUGGCCAACAACCAGGUGCGUGCAGCUGGUGCCCAGUCACUGGCUCACGCCUUGGCACACAAUACCAACCUCCUUUCCCUCAACCUGCGCCUCAACUGCAUUGAGGAUGAGGGCGGCCAGGCACUUGCCCACGCCUUGCAGACCAACAAGUGCCUCACCACGCUGCACCUCGGUGGCAAUGAGCUGUCUGAGCCCACUGCCACACUCCUCUCCCAGGUGCUCUCCAUCAACACCACGCUCACCAGCAUCAACCUGAGCUGCAACCACAUCGGGCAGGACGGCGGGAAGCAGCUCCUGGAAGGCAUGUCAGACAACAAAACCCUCCUGGGGUUUGACUUGCGCCUGUCAGAUGUAUCCCAGGAGAGCGAGUACCUCAUUGGCCAAGCCCUUUCUGCCAAUCGUGAAGCAGCCCGCCAACGGGCCUUGAAUCCCAGCCACUUCAUGUCGCCAAUCACUGCCAAGGGCCCUGAGAACCCUGUGGGAUAAGAUGGGGGACAGGGCUGGGGCAGUGCCCCAUCCCCCACUUCAUGCCCCUGCCAUGCCUGCUGCAGACUGUCACACCGGUCCAGAGGGAGGGAGAUAGGGAGACCAGGAAUAUGCUGGGGUGAGUGAUCAAAAGUUGUGUGGAUAAAGAUGUGAACAGGGGGAGGGGCCUGGGAUAGGGGAAGAAGGGGUAUGAAGUGGGACCCAGCCCCCAUACCCAGGGAGAGAAUAUCACUGGACCCCUUGAAAUGACCAACUUCUUCCAGCAAUAGGGAAGGCAGAGAGGAUUCUGAGGGACUGCGCCUGCCCAGGCUCUCGCACGAGGGCUGCCCGCCUCCCUGACCACACUCCCUACCAUUUUCCUAUCGCCUCGACAGAUCCUUAACCUCUAGACCUUCAAACACACACACACUCUGUCUCUACACGCUCUCUUCCUCCUCUGGUUGCAGCCGAGCUUUGCCUGGCUCUUCCACCCUCACCCCUGUAGAUGCCACCUCCCUAUUACUUGACCCUGCUUAAGUGAUCCAGUUCUACAGGCCAUGCCAUCCCCUAAUCCUCUCCCCCAACCUGGGAAGGGGGAAACAGAGGUGGCAGGAGUGGCUCAGACCCAGUGGCCUCCCCAGAGAGCUUCCCAUGAGAUGGCGGGGGAAGUGCCACGCUGGGAAGGGAAGUCCGUGAGUCAUCUGCAACUUUAUUAUCCACCAGUUUGAUUUAUACAAUCUUUGCGCUUGGAAAUCCACGACAGAAAGGCCACAGUGUGAUGCACCCAAUUGACAAAAACCUGUCUUCUCCCCAUCCAGGCCCAGCCCACCCCACAGGCCCUUGUCCACAAGACAAAUGGAGCCCUCCAGAUACCUUCUAUGAGUCCCCGUCACUCUGCAGCUGCCCACCCUAGGGCCACACCCACAAGAAUCACAUCAACCGAUGGGGCCACGAGGACUG
Molecule: messenger RNA, 3280 nt
Organism: Equus caballus (horse)
Lineage: Eukaryota; Metazoa; Chordata; Mammalia; Perissodactyla; Equidae
Source: RefSeq, a predicted model, not a curated record